AUGGCUGUUCCUCCUCUUUCUGUACGCGUGUCUCUGUUUCAAGCUAGAGCGGACGCAAAAAGUUCUUGCACUACCGUCGUGGGCCAUGUUGAUGACGGCACGACUGGUACGCACGACGGCGCUGCGAAGCUUUUGCGGAGCUGCGUAGACAACUACCGCGGUGACGUACUCCUUCCUCUGCCUUCGCUGACGUCGUCCACGAAGGCAGACGAUGCUUGUGAGAGUCGCGCACGAACCGCAGCGCAGCUCAUUGCGGGCCUCGAACAACGCCUGACGAGGUACUGCGUCCUGCACGUCCCAAAGUCUCGCAUGAAGACAUUUGUGCAGGAGAACUGCUUGUCAGAGUCCGCUCUUAUUCCACAUUCAGCCCAAGGUUGCAGUGACAUACUCUCGCCUGCUGACGCUGACGAUGGAGAAGACGGGACCCAGCGAGAUUCGAUAUCCUCCACACGUUAUUGUGCGGACUGCUCCGCGCCGCUUGUGAAGGAAGCUGCGGGUACUUCGGGGGUUUUAUCGGAUGAAAAAGUGCCGUGGAUUCGUAUUUGUCAGCUGCAGCGCAUGCUAGGUGAACGUGGAGGCAGCACAGCCCGCAUUCCCACAGCAGAAGAGUGGAUGCUCCGGCAGCAAGGGCCAACAGACCUGUAUGUGUCGGAUGACGAAGCCAAUGCACUACCCAUCGAGCCUGUGGAAGCCGACUCUUUCCUCACAGGUGGCGAGUGCUUCGCAGCUUUCUUUCAGCUGCAGAUGAUCUCGCCUGGUGAGCGGGAGAAAAAGCUGAUCUCCUCGCAGGAAGUUGUGGACGAGCCGCCCCCAGCGAUGCGGCCGAUGCAGCCGGCUGCGCAGUCCUUCUUCACGGUGCAUGCGUUUCACAACACCGUGCGUAUCGGACUUCCACCUCCGUUGUCUGCUUCAUCGGAUGAGAGGAAAGAACAUCUCCGCAACUCCGCGUUGCCGAGUCUACGAAGUGUCGUAUGGAGUCGACUGCAAGCGCAGCGAGGUGUGAAGGUGCGACGGCUGUUAGACCCGCAAACGGGAGCGGCGGUGCUGCCGUGCGAAUCAACUUCGGCCCUCAUGGCGGCCUCGCUUACCACGUUCGUUGCCGAGUGCGACGAGCCGGCAGAGCACCAACAACGGGAAGGGCCCACACAGGAGCUGCCUGGACUUCCCUCCUCUUCGACUUCCACUCCCGCGGUACAGACGCAACGGCUUUCGAGAGGAGCAAGGAGCUGCCUGACGCAGCCGAACGCUGAUCUCUUCGAAAACCUUGUCGGCCUCCGUGCCCAGCGUCGCGAAGACCAGUACUACUACGACGGCUUUCAGAGCCGUGACUGGGCGGAUCAGCGCACGGCCAUUUCGUUGAGUGAGUUGCCGAGCGAGUCGGAACUGCGGAUGACGUCGGUGGCGAGUCAGGCCUCCGACUUCACCGCGAUCUAUCCGCACCCUUCCUCUUCGCGUCACCCGUCUCAGGCGUCUCGCACGACGGCCUCGGCGUUUACGGUGUCGACGGAGAACAGCCGCUCUCGACCUUUUCCUGUCGUGCCCGACGAGGGGGAGGAGACAAGCAACGGUGGUGUUGUGCUGGAACGGCGGGGAGAGAGCGACCAUGACGGGAAAAACUGCUAUUCAGGUGACGUUACAGCACAAAACGUCGCGGUUUCUCGUGACACACACAAUGCUGACGCGACAGCACGCAGCCCAGGCAGCACGGCGAGAGACACCGUGUCACCGUUCGUGAACGACCAGUCUCAUUUGUUUGGGCUGCAAGACUCGCUGCGUGACAUGAACGAGGUGUUUCUGUACGAGGACGAAGAAACGGUAAUAGAGCCGCAGGACGGUGGUCAGCCGAAGACCGAUCUUAAUGGGCAAGAUGAGUCUUUCAGCCCACGGCAGCGACGCGGCUCACUCGUGUGGAGUACACCCGCCGCUCGAGGGUGUGCCGGUGGUUUCAACUUUGCGGAGAGGGGCAUGAGUACGACGCCGCUGACGUAUCGCACGAGCACGCAGCUGUCCACAUCGCCGGCACAUUCUCCUCAUGCCGCCUAUGCGGAUGAACACAAACGGGAGAUGAUGAGCGAUCCACCCGUUCAGCGAUUCAUCUUUCCUCUUUCUCCAUCUCAAUCGCCAUCGACCUCAACAAACGGCAACGCAGAGGAAGAUGGAGAGGAGCGAAGAGCAGAGUCGAUGCUAGAGCAAGCAAACACAGGUGCCUUCUUGGAUGACUUGGGUGCAUCGGCCCCCAACGAAGGGGUAGACGAGGACUCCGUGGAGGACGAGGAAGACAGCGAAGCCAACGAUGAAGCGUCCACAGAGAGCGGUGCUGCUGUUUCAUCUGACCGCCCCUCUCCUUCCCGCUCCCACCCCCGCCCCAACAACGGUCACAAACAGCAAGAGGUAGACACGGAGACUAUAAAAGCUACCGCCACCCCGCUUCGGCAACAGUUCAGCCCAUCCUCCUCGACUCACCAUUUCGCUUGCACGCCCCCUUCCCACUCGAAGUCUUCGGCGUCGCCGUCGUCGCCGCUGCCGCUGUCUGUGACGCUGUCGCAGGUCGACUCGCAUCUCUUCGCGUCCGCCGGGUCGGACGAAGCCACCACGCCGCUGCCUUACUGCGCCACUAGUUCCUCCCGUUGCCGCACCGCCGAGCAGGAGCUGCGCGGUCACCUUCGGAGCCUGAAUCCACUGUCCACGCAGAGCAGUCAAACAAAGAGCCAAGGGAUGGGAAAGAUGGGCAGUGGAAGGCGGCAGCAAGAACACGAUCAACACGCUCCGCCGCCUGGAGGGAAUGCAUGGGGGCCACGAUUCUCUUCUGCUGCGGGCCCACAAACGACAAAGCGACCCCGUGAAAACCAAGACGGUGGCGUCGUCGACGCACUUCACUCUGCUACGCCGCGAAGGGACGAUGCGUCGUGGCGGAGCACCCCGCACGGUUCCCACGCACGGCCUGUCGGCACGGAUGCCGCACGCGUCGGCUCGACAAGCUCAUCGCCGCCCUCCACGGUCGCAGCCAGACGACAAGCGAGGCACCGCUCCCCCAUUUACUUCUCCCCGGACGAGUUACUGGGCAUGACGGCAAAUCCCCUGACGGCCUCCGGGGGUGCGAAAUCGUCGCGUUUUGCGUCGUGCUCUUCUUCACUGUCUUCGCGCGGUGGCUCUGCUUCCGGGGAACGGGCGAGCGAGGCGUACAACCAAGGCGCCCAGUUUGACCGCCGCUACCCGCCCUUUAUCGCUUCGUACCCCUUGCAUGAAAGCGACUUCAUGAAUGCCGGGGAUGGGGUGGCGAAGUGGGGCCACGAAUCGGGCACGCCCAACCCUCGCUCGUCUCCGCGAAAACAGCACCCACAAAAUCCACAGCAGCACAACACUCCCUCGCAGCCUCUCACGUCUUCGGGACCUGAUCUUCACGGCUGUCGGAGUCCGCUGCACCCGCCUCCCUUUGUUUCUUGUUUUCCAGAAUCGUUUUCGGCCCGACGACGCCGGCAAUACCCCUCGCAGCCGCAGCCGCAGAUGACCGAUACGAAUUAUACGCCGGGCACGGUACGCGUUUCGUCGCAACGCCUGCGUCGCUCGGAGUCGCAUUCUGCCUCGGGGAUCGAGACGUGGGUGCGCUUCAGCGACGUCGACGGCGAUGAGACGAGCGGAAAGAUUGGCUGUGCGGGCGUGAGCAGCGGCGACGAUGACGAACUGAUGCUCGUGACACAGCAGGAAAUUCCAGACUACACCGCGGAGCUGAGCUCCUCAGACAGUGAGGAGGCGAUGAACCGAGCCGACGACGAGGAAGAUGAAAGUGACGGCAGCACCGAGUCGAGCUGA
Messenger RNA from Leptomonas pyrrhocoris, 3810 nucleotides. RefSeq lists its product as hypothetical. The record is from RefSeq and is a predicted model, not a curated record. The coding region runs from base 1 to 3810 and encodes 1269 amino acids. NCBI's taxonomy places the organism in Eukaryota, Euglenozoa, Kinetoplastea, Trypanosomatida, Trypanosomatidae. The transcript has a single exon.